Messenger RNA from Ficedula albicollis (Collared flycatcher), 3429 nucleotides. RefSeq names its product RCAN family member 3 (gene RCAN3). The transcript has 4 exons. The record is from RefSeq and is a predicted model, not a curated record. Gene Ontology annotation, cellular component: cytoplasm; nucleus. NCBI's taxonomy places the organism in Eukaryota, Metazoa, Chordata, Aves, Passeriformes, Muscicapidae. Gene Ontology annotation, biological process: calcium-mediated signaling. Gene Ontology annotation, molecular function: calcium-dependent protein serine/threonine phosphatase regulator activity; nucleic acid binding. Bases 2336 to 3082 code for a protein of 248 amino acids.
CUGCCCUCCCUCCCUCCCUCCCAGGGAAGGAUUUUUCCUGUUUGCUCCCUAGCAGAGCAGAUUGAACUGUUCUGUGGAAAUUGCCAGUCCUGACAUUCCUUGGGCAGUGGGAUGAGACUCUGAACGAGCUGCCAAGGAAAACUCCCCGGUGCUGUCUGUGCCGGUGAAGAGCUCCAGCUCUCCAUGGCAGAAGCUGCUUUGCUUUAAUUUCAGAUGAUUUUUAACCUUCUGUGAAGUUGGGGAGUUUGUUUAUAAGCAUUUCCCUGUCAGCUGGUAUUUAAAUGAUAAGCAGGUGCUAAUGCUCAGAAGAAAGGACUUAGUGAAAGGUCUGAUCCCGGAGGCUUUAGUUCUUUGGGAUCAUUUAUUUGUGCUGUUUAAUCUGAAAUCUGUGAGGGAGUGAACGAUCUAAUAGUUUGCUAAUGAGUAUUGCAAUGAAAUUACUUACAAUUUUAUUGCUGUUAAUACUAUGAUGAGGAUAAGCUGAUUGUAAUAAAUAACUUAGAUUUGCAUAUCUCCAUUCAUAUCAGACAGUUUAUAAAUAGGAAUCUCUCACCUUUCCAAGGAGGUAAGUGAAGAAAUUCCCUUUUUCCUGAAGCAGAGCACUUUGGCUGUUGCACUGAUAAUCACAUUCCUGUACCUGUCAAGUUUGGAGUGUUCUUUUUCUGAUUUUGAUGCUUUCUAAUAAUUGCACAGUAAAUACUUCUGCCCAAUCUGUUAAAAUAGCAUUUCUCACAGGGCUGUUUCUCACUGUACUUCUUAAUUAAUAUUCAUACAUGAGUCUUGCCUGUCUCAUCCUGAUGUCAGGGGGCUGCUGGAGAUUUUUGCCUUGCUCAGUAAUCAGGUGUUUUGAAUUGAUUGGGGUGAAGUAAUGAAAAAUGAGUUAUCUGAGAAAAAAAAGGAAUUAACCACGUAGGUUUGUGAUUUAAAAUAACAGAACUGUGAUGAAAUAUUAAUUUAAAAAAGGAAUACAAUAUAAUUGCAGUAGCUUCUAUGGGCCAGUGUUCUCACACUUUGCUUUAAUGUCAGUGCUGCCCUGACUUUGUUUUGCAGUGAGGCUCAGCCUCAACUUGACCAAAUCUCGAGUUGCUCUGUGAGUUCCUCACUCCAGGUUUGAGUCACCAUUCAUUCAAUAUUUGAGUUUGCUUUCCAAACUCCUUUUCUUUUUUCCUGCCAGUGUUGCUGUCUCCUUGUUGGGGGUCUCCCUGUGCUUUGGGCUGUCAGCAGAGCAGCUGUUGGGAGCAGUUUGUGGGUUGGGUGUUUGAUCCCUCAGGAAUGUGGGAUCCAAAGCAGGCCAGGCUGGAUUUUGGUCUCAGUCCCCCAUGGCUUGGCUGGCUCUGGGUGUCUGUCCUGGUGCUGUUUGGGUGAACCCACAUCUCCUCAGAGCCAGAUGGUGCCUUUUGUUUGCACCAUUUUGGCACAUUUUCGUUCCUCUGCUCUUCCCUCCUUGCAUGAAUCAGCAAGCACAAGAACUGAGGUUUCCACCAGCUGCCUGUUUUCCCAAAUUUCCAUCCUUCCUGCUGUGCUGGGCAGCAGAACUGAGAUCCCCAGGAGUGUGCAUGGGUUUGGGAUGGGGCAGUCACUGCCAUUAACCCAGCUAAUUCCUCCUCAUUAGGCAAAUAUUCAAAAAAGAUCUUUCCCAAUUAAUCAGUGUAUGUUUACUACCUUUUUUUAAUGUUGUGUCACAAAUUAUCACUCUUUCCAGACCAGAUCUGGUGCAGUUACCUGUUUUCUCUCAACACACAGCAGUGUGAUAAGCCCAGGAGUUUUGCAGGGAUGAGUGGCAGAAGGUCCACUCCUGUAAAAUCUUUUCCACUGCAUAAAACAUACUCUCCCUUAUGACGUUUUUUAUUUUGUCUCUUGCUUCUUUGCAUUUUUUUGUCUUCUUUGAUUUUGGUUGGCUUGGAGAAGCUUUGGAGAGAUGAUUUAACUUUGUCCACGUGCUCUCAUUGAUAAAAUAAAGUUAUUUUUUCAGAUACCAGAGGACUGCUCUGAUUACCCAGGAAAUGGUUUUAAUUAUUAAACAAGAAAUUGGAGAAAAGCUUCUAGAACAGUGCUGUCAUUUUGGAUUCCUGUCAGAGUAAAGGGAGGAGGACUUGCAGCUUAUUCAUGGGGAGACUUUAUCUCCCUUUUGAAGGAACAACAGAGUCCUCCCUCCAUCCUGCUGAUUCGUGGGGGGCAGAACAAAUCCCACGUUGAUUCCUGUUCUCUGUGACAUGAUUUGCAUGUAGCAGUGGCAGCAGGAAGAUGUGAUGUGCUCACAUUUGGGUUUGGGUUUUUGGCUGGCAGGGCCCUGCUGGAAGCUGGCACCUGAGCAGGAGCUGCUGGGGGGGGAAGGAUGCUCAGGGAUUCCAUGAAGUCCUGGACUGACAGCCAGUCAGACCUGUACAGCAGCGACCAGGAGGAGGAGGAGCAGAUGAUCUUUGGAGAAAAUGAAGAGGAUUUGGAAGAGAUGAUGGAUUUCAGUGACUUGCCUACCUCACUCUUUGCUUGCAGUGUUCACGAGGCCGUGUUCGAGGUGCAGGAGGAGAAGGAAAGGUUUGAGGCACUGUUCACAGUCUAUGAUGAGCAGGUGACCUUCCAGCUGUUCAAAAGCUUCAGGAGGGUGAGGAUAAACUUCAGCAGCCCCGAGGCAGCAGCACGAGCUCGGAUAGAGCUGCACGAGACCGAGUUCAGCGGGAAGAAGCUGAAGCUUUACUUUGCACAGGUGCAGGUGUCCAGUGAAAUUGGGGACAAGUCCUACCUCCUUCCUCCACAACCUGUGAAACAGUUCCUGAUUUCCCCCCCUGCCUCUCCCCCAGUGGGGUGGAAGCAGAGUGAAGAUGCAACUCCUCUGAUCAACUAUGACCUGCUCUGUGCUGUCUCCAAGCUGGGGCCAGGGGAGAAGUACGAGCUGCACGCAGGGACAGACUCCACCCCCAGCGUGGUUGUGCACGUGUGUGAGAGCGAGACGGAGGAGGAGGAGGAGGUGAAGAACCCCCGACAGAAGAUCCUGCAGACGCGGCGCCCGGAGCCGCCGCCCACCCUCCUGAGUGACUCCAAAGCCUUCGAGUGCCCCCUGCAGGUGGGGGGGACAAUGAGCUGAGCUGCUCACUGGUCCCAAACCAGGCACCCGGCCCCUCCAUGUGUUGCUGUCUGUGCUGCUGCUAUAGGUCACUACAGAUCUGACUUGUAGUUGUCUCUCAUGUUCAAGAUUUUGGAUGCCAAUGCUCUGAAAAGCACUUUAAUUUUAGGGACUAGCUCCCCCCCCCGAGUGUAGCAAAUCCACCUGACUUGAAAUAGUGACAGUUAGGGAGUCUGGCUGUGUUUUGGUUUUUUAAGAUGUCGCCCUUUGCUCUCUGUUGUACAGUGUGAUGUUCCAAGUGCUGAAAUAAUCUCCUCCUGUCACGAGUGGGUUCCAGCAAGUUCCUUGUACAGCAGCUAAAAGCUGAU